GUGAAAAAAAAGAGCGAUCACCGCCCUCGCUUUACAAGGGGUGCACCAUUUCACUCCUCUUCGCCACACUGUGAGUGUAACAGGCAACGGGAGAAAAAGCAAUAGUCUGUGAAUGCUGCUGGAAGUUGAUGGCUAUGUGUGAUGCCCAGACCUCAACAUCGUUUUUCCUUCCAAGUUUUUAAGAUCUGCAUACGCCAAUGGUUUUACCACACGUAGAAUGGGAUUAACUUGGUCCGGCAAAUAUAUCUCACUGUUUCUUGCUGUUCAGUUAGCUUAUUUGCUACAGGCGGUGAGAGCGACAGGGAAAUGUGAUACAGUAUUCAAAGGGUUCUCCAACUGCUUGCUGAAACUCGGGGAGAAUAUGGACAACUAUCCACAGGAGCUGGACGAGAAGGAAAAUCUGCAGACCAUCUGCAUAUAUUGGGAUGACUUCCACUCAUGUGCGACCACUGCGCUGGCGGAUUGCCAAGAGGGAGCAACAGACCUAUGGGAGAAGCUCAAAAAGGAGUCCAGAAACUUGGAGUUCCGAGGGAGCUUGUUUGAACUCUGUGGUGGGGGGAACGGGGCCUCCAAAUCCACAGUUCCUUUUGGUCUCACGAUGCUUCUAACGGCACUUUCAGCCUUAGUGACUUGGCUUGCAUUUUAGCAGAAGAAAAAAAAAAAAAAGCGGGGAAAAAAUUACAAAGAAGAAAAAAAAGAAAACGAGUGCUAGCUAUCCACACACAAAAAAAUACAAAACAAAAGACGUUUGAAUUCAUCUACACCCAAAUGGAUUUAUAGGCUACUUCAUCCGGAGAAGGCGACCUGAUUUUGCAAGAGACAUUGGCAGGCCGUCUUCUGGGA
Messenger RNA from Oncorhynchus kisutch (coho salmon), 843 nucleotides. It is a transcript of the gene nrn1a, whose product is annotated as neuritin 1a. The record is from RefSeq and is a predicted model, not a curated record. NCBI's taxonomy places the organism in Eukaryota, Metazoa, Chordata, Actinopteri, Salmoniformes, Salmonidae. Bases 218 to 646 code for a protein of 142 amino acids. The transcript is spliced from 3 exons. Gene Ontology annotation, biological process: neuron projection extension; nervous system development. Gene Ontology annotation, cellular component: plasma membrane.